GUUUUGUAAAACAACGCAAUAACAGAGAAUACUAUCUCUCGUUCAUCCAUUCUCGGCAAUUAACAACAAGGUUUGGUUUUAGUCUGAAUCAUCGUUUCUGCUAGUGAAACAAUGGAUAACGGCUCAUCUAUAGGAAAUCAUUCUGGUGAUUCAGGACUAAUUUAUCCUUCUGAAUGGAUUAUUGGAAUGACUGUMUUCAACGCAAUAUUCUCUGUAGCAGGGACAKUUGGUAAUAUCUUCGUCUUAGUGGCUAUAUGCAAAAACAAGUGCCUUCAAUCGAUUCCAGACUUAUACAUAUUCAGUUUAGCGUCUGCAGACCUAAUUGUUACGGCRAUACGUCAGCCCUUACUGAUACACAAAGCUAAYAACAAUUUUGCUCAAGACCUUCACGAAAAGAAUAUACUUCUGAAUGUUUUYACACAGUUAGGUAACGUUGGAAGCCCUGCAACAUUAACCUCUAUGCUCGCGGUCACGAUUGAUCGAUUUCUAGCURUUCGUCGUCCUUUUAAGUACCACCUCUACUGCACCAAAAUACGUGCAAUUUUUGUCAUUUGCUCUUGUUGGGUAACGUCAGUUCUUGUUGCUGUUGCAAUGUAUUUUCUUGAUGACCUUGCAAAWUAUUUCGURUGGGCUUUGUAUUCAACAUGUUUGCUAUCCACUAUUUCGAUCUACAUCUACAUUUUUCUUGUUGCCAAAAAACAGGAAAAUAAAAUAAUCACUGUUCAACCUGUUCAGGACASWACAUCUUCAAACCCAAAUCGACAGCGUCAAGAACGAAAAGCAGCUAAAACUAUUGCUCUGGUUGUAGGAGUCUAUUUGUUAUUCUACGUCCCAUUUCUUGCCUACACAAUUUCCCAAUCAGAUACCCAGAGUUUGGAUUUUUUUAUUGGAUUUUAUUGGUUUUACUCUAUUCUUCUAUGCAACAGUGCCGUUAACCCAGUCAUCUAUUGCUURAGAAGCAGUCGAUAUCGACAUGCAUUUAUUGGAAUUAUAAAAAUGAAACGAGAAUGGCAGAUCACAGACGCCACACAGUAGUAUAUCUAUUGGAGAUCUACACAAAAUGAAUGUUUUCGUCUACUUUCUUUUAUCAACUUUGAUGUCCCGUCGUUACCAAUUAAAGAUGACGAAGAUGGAGCAUAAACUUUUACAAAAAAAUUGCAAACUAGAGAUGAAAACCACAGGAUACUAAUUAACGUUUAGUUGUUUCCACGCUGUAGCUACUAGACAGGUGAUUCCGCAAUAUAUUUGGUAAUUUUACCAUUCUAGCAGUUUCUAACAGAAUGUCAUAUGUAUGUAGCAAUCUGCAGAUGUAAAUCAAUUAAACUGGGUUUUCUGUGUCAUAUUGUCAGCUCGAUGACUUAAGUACUCUGCGGCAAGUUUGUACGCUUAAUUUUAAGAUGAACGACAAUGAUAACAAUUAUAUUGCAAGAACCUCUCCGGCUCUGAAAAAAUUGCAAGGUUUAUUCACCAAACUACUUAUAACUACUUAUAAAAAUGCAAGGUUAUCAGUGAAGGCUUCAAGACGAAACAAGUAGUGUACAUAAAAGUACAAAAAAGUAUAAAAGUAGUGUACAUAAAACUGUAAUGUUUGGACACAUUCGGCGUGAAAACCAUGACGUUCGUCUACUGGUAACCCAUAACGAAAAGAAYUAUGCAAAUUAUUCUUAAUUCCAUGGUAGAAUGGGUUUUACAUUAUAUAUCAUAUAUUAGUAGCUAGAAUCUCUACGUACAUCCAUAGCUCACAGCGUUCCACUAGUGUAUUAACGAUACACUGAUAAUACUAAAACGCAAUAAAUAUAUUUAUC
Exaiptasia diaphana is the source of this 1805-nucleotide messenger RNA. Its product is annotated as beta-2 adrenergic receptor-like. The record is from RefSeq and is a predicted model, not a curated record. Gene Ontology annotation, molecular function: G protein-coupled receptor activity. Gene Ontology annotation, cellular component: membrane. Lineage: Eukaryota; Metazoa; Cnidaria; Anthozoa; Actiniaria; Aiptasiidae. Gene Ontology annotation, biological process: G protein-coupled receptor signaling pathway. The transcript has a single exon. Bases 112 to 1035 code for a protein of 307 amino acids.